AUGCUGCACGUCGCGCGAGUGACAGACGCCAUAUGUGAGAUGAAGCCCAACACGGAGGACGAGAGCUUCUUGUAUCUGGACCCCAAGAUCAAGGCCAAUGGCGACGUACCUCGACAGCGCUCUCCGUUCCGUGAAGUGAUGGUAUUUAUGAUUGGCGGCGGCAACUACAACGAAUAUCAUAAUCUAGUGGCGUCCACAAAGCGAUCGCAGUCGCCGCGAUCGAUCUGGUACGGCUGCACGGAGCUGAUGAACCCAGAGGCAUUCUUGCACCAGCUCGACGCCAUUGGCACAUAG
This is a messenger RNA of Hyaloperonospora brassicae, 294 nucleotides long. The record is from the annotation of a GenBank genome assembly. NCBI's taxonomy places the organism in Eukaryota, Oomycota, Peronosporomycetes, Peronosporales, Peronosporaceae.